CACUAAAAUUAAAAAAGAGAAUUCACAUGAGAAUCGCAAAGUGUGGACCUCAUGUCAGGUUCGCAUGAAUCGCGUAUUGUGGGCGUCAUAGAUAAACUAAAGAUAAAGACAUGGUACUCUUAACACAUUUAUUUGGUUGCACCUUACAAAAUUCUAAAUCUCUUGUGAACAUUACUACUACUAAUUUAGCAUUUGUAAGAUAUGCAUCAAAGAGAAGCAGUGGUAGUACACGUAAUUCACCUACUAAUCUAAAACCAAAGCACAGAGGAUGGAAAGUGCAAGAUGGACACUAUGUUCAGGCAUCUACAAUGUUAGCUACACAACUUAGACCUAGAUUUCAUCCAGGAUUAUAUGUUGGUUUUGGUAAAAAUGGUACAUUAUAUGCUUUAGAAAAAGGAAAGGUAAUGGUCACUUGUGAAAAAAUUAAUCCAAAUAUGGCUCGUUCUUGGGCUAAAUUGAAUUAUGCUGGCAGAGAAAACAGUGUCAUAUAUAAAAAACACUUUAAUAUUAUUCCAGAACCGCAACAUGAUAGAUUUGUAUUGAUUGAUACUAUUUAG
Habropoda laboriosa is the source of this 557-nucleotide messenger RNA. It is a transcript of the gene mRpL27, whose product is annotated as 39S ribosomal protein L27, mitochondrial. The record is from RefSeq and is a predicted model, not a curated record. Gene Ontology annotation, molecular function: structural constituent of ribosome. Lineage: Eukaryota; Metazoa; Arthropoda; Insecta; Hymenoptera; Apidae. Bases 111 to 557 code for a protein of 148 amino acids. The transcript has 4 exons. Gene Ontology annotation, cellular component: ribosome; mitochondrial large ribosomal subunit. Gene Ontology annotation, biological process: translation.